Saccharomyces mikatae IFO 1815 is the source of this 1212-nucleotide messenger RNA. RefSeq names its product pseudouridine synthase PUS4 (gene PUS4). Gene Ontology annotation, molecular function: RNA binding; pseudouridine synthase activity. Gene Ontology annotation, cellular component: mitochondrion. The transcript has a single exon. The record is from RefSeq and is a predicted model, not a curated record. NCBI's taxonomy places the organism in Eukaryota, Fungi, Ascomycota, Saccharomycetes, Saccharomycetales, Saccharomycetaceae. The coding region runs from base 1 to 1212 and encodes 403 amino acids. Gene Ontology annotation, biological process: tRNA modification; mRNA pseudouridine synthesis.
AUGAAUGGGAUAUUUGCUAUUGAGAAACCCAGUGGUAUAACAUCUAACCAGUUUAUGUUAAAGCUGCAGCAUGCUCUAACUAAAAGUCAAGUAUUCUCGAAGGAAAUUCAAAGGGCAACAGCAGAGAGAAAGCAGCAGUACGAAAAGGAGACCGGUAAGAAGGUCAGCAAGAGAAAAUUGCGUAAGGUCUCGAAGGUAAAGAUGGGACACGGAGGAACGUUAGAUCCGUUAGCUUCUGGUGUACUUGUAAUUGGGAUUGGAACAGGUACGAAAAAGUUGGCAAACUAUCUUUCAGGUACUGUAAAGGUCUAUGAAAGUGAGGCUUUAUUUGGUGUUUCUACUACUUCAGGAGAUGUAGAAGGUGAAAUUCUGUCUCAAAACUCUGUUAAGAAUCUCAAUUUUGAUGAUUUGAAGACAGUGGAAGAAAAAUUUGUAGGGCAAUUAAAACAGACACCACCAAUAUACGCGGCCUUGAAAAUGGAUGGUAAACCCUUGCAUGAAUAUGCUCGGGAAGGAAAGCCUUUACCAAGAGCCAUUGAGCCCAGGCAGGUUACUAUUUAUGAUUUGAAGGUGUAUCCAGACUCUCUUAAGCGAGAUCAUGACUAUCCCUUCUUGAAACCCAAGACAGAGGAAGCGGUUGAAACUGUCAAAAAUUUGAAUGCAAACAUGCUAAAUGAUGUUCUAUAUUUCUCAAAAGAAUAUACUGAGAAACAUGGCCUACAGUCUGAGGUGGCAGAAGUGGAAGAAGCGUUUCCAUUGAGUCAGCAAGAAGAGCAGGAGAUUCAAAAAGAAGGUGAGUCUUAUAGAGCUCCAAAAUUGCACUUCAAAGCAAACGUAUCCUCUGGCACAUAUAUCAGAUCUUUGGUGAGUGACAUUGGUAAAUCCAUGAGGAGCUCGUGCUACAUGGUGAAACUAAUACGUCUACAACAGCAAGACUGGUCUCUUGAAAGAAAUAAUGUGUUUCAAUUAGCAGAUUUUACUGAAAGAGACGAAAAGGUAUGGGGUAAAGUAUUGAAAAAGGUUCUAGACGAAGGAGCAAGUGUCGACGUUAUAGAAGAGUUGAAGAAAGCUGAAAAGGAAGUACCAGCUGACGUGAAGGAGGGCACAGUUCCCAAUGAUCAAUUCGAAAGCGAAACAAUAACCGAGACAAAAGAAACUGCCGAUGUCGAACAGCCAUCUAAUACACUCAAGAGAAAAAUUGAGCAAGUGUAA